CCCCGACCUCUUCUUUCUCCACCGACCUUCUUCUCCCCUUCCGUUUUUCUUGAGGUUUCUGGCGUCUUCUCGUGAGUGUAUGGCAGUGAGCUUGCGGUCUCAUGAGGUGUCCGACCUUUGCAUCGGGAAGCCGGCGCUGAAAUCGCUGCCGCUCUCCGCCACCGCCGGCGACGCGCUCCUCGCCCUGAAGAAGGGAGGAGACACCUGCCUCGGCGUAUCUGCCGCCGACCGGUCCUCGCCGGAAAGGAAGCUAAUCGCCGGGAAGCUCUGCGUGGUGGACAUCCUCUGCUUCCUCUGCGUCGACGAGAACCUAGAUUCUCCUGUCGACGCUCUCAAGAAGCCCAUCUCCGACCUUCUUUCAAAGGACGCCGCCCUCGUCCGCCGGGUCGAGUCCCAUUCGAGUGUAUUAGAAGCGCUGGAUGUGAUCCUCGACGGGGCUUCGUGCCUGGUGGUCCCCAUCCGCUCCGGUGGCCGGAGGAAGCUCCACCACCACUCCGCCGGCGGCGGCGGCGGCGGUGGCGGAGGGGCGGAAUUCUGUUGGCUGACGCAGGAGGAUUUCGUCCGCUAUUUCUUCAACUCCAUCGCCCAUUUCGCCCCCAUCGCCGCCCAUUCCGUAUCCUCCCUCGGCCUCGUCCGCUCCAACGUCCUCGCCAUCCAGUACGAUGACGCCGCCCUCAACGCCCUCCCCCUCAUCCGCCGCGCUCUCGCCGACCAGACCUCCGUCGCAGUCAUCACCGACGACGGCAAGCUGGUCGGCGAGAUCUCCCCCUCCACCCUCGCCGCCUGCGACGAGACGGUGGCGGCCGCCCUCGUCAUGCUUUCCGUCGGGGACCUCAUGGCCUACAUCGACUACUGUGGCUCGCCACCGGAGGCCACCGUCCGAGCGAUCAAGGCCGGGCUGAGGGAGAAAGGCUUCAAGGGGAUGCUGGAGCUGAUGGAGGAGGAGCUCUUCUCUCCCUUAUCCUCCUCAUCGUCGGAGGACGAGGAGUCAGCUGGGAGGAAGCUGAGGAGGGUGAGAUCGAUGGGGAUGCAGAGGAGCUCGGAGGAGGCGAUCGUGUGCUACUCGGAGAGCUCGCUGGUGGCGGUGAUGGUGCAGGCGCUGGCGCACCGAGUAAACUACGUGUGGGUGGUUGACGAAGAGGAUUAUAGCCUUUUGGGGAUCGUCACCUUUGCGGACGUUCUCAAGGUUUUCCGGGAGCAGUUGGAGCGUCCCCAGGGGUUUUAGAUGGGAAAGAAAAAAAUAGAAACGGAAGACCUGCUUCUUUUGAUUGGUUUUGUGUUUGUAUUAUUGUGUAAUAUUUUCUGUCCUCUCGGUUUCGAGAGGUUGAUUUUGUUUAGUCUUUGUUAAGGCUUGGACUUUUCUGCUCCUGGGAUUCUCAUUUUCGCUGUAUCGAUCGAUUGGGUGGGACUCACCCAUCUUCUUCUGAUUUUAUUGUAAUAAUUUAUUGAAGGUCUUGGAAUUCAUUGCAGUCCGUUUAUUCGGUUGUGAAAUGAA
Molecule: messenger RNA, 1495 nt
Organism: Elaeis guineensis (African oil palm)
Lineage: Eukaryota; Viridiplantae; Streptophyta; Magnoliopsida; Arecales; Arecaceae
Product: CBS domain-containing protein CBSX5
Cellular component (GO): nucleus; cytoplasm
Source: RefSeq, a predicted model, not a curated record